UGGACUUCCAGAUUGACGGCUCCGUUUUGGAUGUGGACACUUCCCAAGCUUAAGCUCCGAAUGGUUCUCUUUCUGGAAAAUGGAAGAUAACAGCACUUGAGGCUGGCCUUAUCAACACCAGCUUCAGCACCCAGGUAGAACCAUUGUCGACUGAAACCCACCUUUGCAGACACAAAGGCAAGACAGAGAAAGGAAUUGCAGUCCCUCUCUCAGGAAGUGAGCAGCCCCUUCAGAUGGCACCCUUGGAGACCCUGACCAAGGCUCUUCUCUUUGGCCUGGGGUUUUUGGCUCAUUCUCCCAGACUCAGGUGAGACCCUGAUGGGCACCCUGUGGGGCAGGUGCUGACACACGCCCCGACUCCAGCCGCUGACAUCAUUACCAGCCUCAGUAUCUAGAUGCCACAGUGCUCUUGGGGCCAGUUGGGCUGGGCACCACUGCUGCCUUUUAAGACCAUAAAACCAUGGGAAACGCAGAAAGCCAAAAUGUAGACCACGAGUUUUAUGGAGAAAAGCAUGCCAGCCUGGGGCGGAAGCACACAUCUCGCUCCCUGCGACUGUCACACAAGACACGGAGGACUCGGCACGCUUCCUCCGGGAAGGCAAUCCACAGGAACUCUGAAGUGAGCACCCGCUCCAGCAGUACUCCCAGCAUCCCCCAGUCCCUGGCCGAAAAUGGCUUGGAGCCCUUCUCCCAAGAAGGAGCCCUGGACGACUUCGGGGACCCCAUCUGGGUGGACCGAGUAGAUAUGGGCUUGAGACCUGUGUCUUACACGGAUUCCUCUGUCACUCCCAGCGUAGAUGGCAGCAUGGUCCUCACGGCCGCCUCUGUGCAGAGCAUGCCAGACUCGGAGGAGAGCCGGCUCUACGGGGAUGACGCUACAUACUUGGCUGAGGGAGGCAGGAGGCAGCGUCCCUAUACAUCCAAUGGGCCCACGUUCAUGGAGACAGCGAGCUUUAAGAAGAAACGCUCCAAAUCUGCAGACAUCUGGCGGGAGGACAGCCUGGAAUUCUCACUCUCAGAUCUGAGCCAAGAACAUUUAACAAGCAACGAAGAAAUCUUGGGUUCCGCGGAAGAGAAGGAUUGCGAGGAGGCUCGGGGGAUGGAAACAGAGGCGAGUCCCAGGCAGCUCAGCACCUGUCAGCGAGCCAACUCCCUGGGUGACUUGUACGCUCAGAAAAGCUCUGGGGUGAAGGCAAACGGAGGGCCGAGGAACAGAUUUUCAGGCUACUGUCGGAAUUUGGUGUCUGAUAUUCCCGAUUUUGCAAAGCGUAAGAUGCCACCGGCUGCUGCUGAAAAGAGUCCUCCGUACAGUAAUUAUAACACACUUCCCUGUAGGAAAUCGCACUGUCUUUCCGAAGGUGCCACCAACCCACAAAUUAGCCUUAGCAAGAGCAUACAAGGCAGAAGAGCGAAAACAACCCAGGAUGUUAACACGGGAGAGGGCAGCGAACUCGCAGACAGUGGGAUCGAAGGGGCCACCACCGACACGGACCUCCUGUCCAGGCGAUCUAAUGCCACCAACUCCAGCUACUCGCCUCCCACCGGCCGAGCCUUUGUGGGCAGCGACAGCGGCAGCAGUUCGACGGGGGAUGCUGCACGCCAGGGGGUGUACGAGAACUUCAGGCGGGAACUGGAGAUGAGCACCACCAACAGCGAGAGCCUGGAGGAGGCCGGCUCUGCGCACAGCGAUGAACAGAGUAGCGGUACCCUCAGCUCCCCAGGCCAGUCUGACAUCCUGUUGACGGCCGCGCAGGGCACCGUGCGCAAGGCUGGCGCGUUGGCAGUCAAGAACUUCCUGGUACACAAGAAGAAUAAGAAGGUGGAGUCUGCUACCCGCAGGAAGUGGAAGCACUACUGGGUGUCCCUGAAAGGUUGCACACUCUUUUUCUACGAGAGUGACGGCAGAUCUGGGAUAGACCACAACAGUGUCCCCAAGCACGCUGUCUGGGUGGAGAACAGCAUCGUGCAGGCUGUGCCUGAGCAUCCCAAGAAGGACUUCGUUUUCUGCCUCAGCAACUCCCUGGGUGAUGCCUUCCUCUUUCAGACCACCAGUCAGACAGAACUGGAAAACUGGAUCACCGCCAUCCACUCUGCCUGCGCAGCUGCCGUCGCAAGACACCACCACAAGGAAGACACGCUCCGGCUUCUCAAGUCGGAAAUCAAGAAGCUGGAGCAGAAGAUCGACAUGGAUGAGAAGAUGAAGAAGAUGGGUGAGAUGCAGCUGUCUUCCGUUACUGACUCGAAGAAGAAAAAGACCAUUUUAGACCAGAUCUUUGUUUGGGAGCAGAAUCUCGAACAGUUCCAGAUGGACCUGUUUCGUUUUCGCUGCUAUUUAGCCAGCCUCCAGGGUGGGGAGCUGCCAAACCCCAAAAGGCUACUUGCUUUUGCAAGCCGGCCCACGAAAGUGGCAAUGGGACGCCUUGGGAUCUUUUCUGUCUCGUCUUUUCAUGCCCUGGUGGCAGCCCGCACUGGUGAGAUUGGAGUGAGAAGACGUACUCAGGCCAUGUCCAGGUCUGCAAGCAAGCGAAGGAGCAGGUUUUCUUCUCUCUGGGGCCUGGACACUACCUCCAAAAAGAAGCAGGGACGCCCCACCAUCAACCAGGUGUUUGGAGAAGGACCUGAUGCAGUCAAGAAAUCGUUAGAGGGAAUAUUUGAUGACACUGUUCCAGAUGGCAAGAGGGACAAGGAAGUGGUCUUACCCAGUGUCCACCAGCACAAUCCAGACUGUGACAUCUGGGUCCAUGAAUAUUUCACUCCAUCCUGGUUCUGUCUGCCCAAUAAUCAGCCAGCCUUGACGGUUGUGCGGCCGGGGGACACUGCGAGGGACACCUUGGAGCUCAUUUGCAAGGCACAUCAGCUGGAUCAUUCCGCCCAUUACCUGCGCCUGAAAUUUCUAAUGGAGAAUAGGAUGCAGUUCUACAUCCCGCAGCCCGAGGAGGACAUUUAUGAGCUGCUUUACAAAGAAAUUGAAAUCUGCCCCAAAGUCACCCAGAGUAUCCACAUUGAGAAGUCAGACUCCACCGCUGGAAAUUAUGGGUUUUCCCUUUCUUCUGUGGACGAAGAUGGUGUCCGGAGGCUCUAUGUGAACAGUGUCAAGGAAACAGGCUUAGCAUCCAAGAAAGGCCUGAAGGCGGGGGAUGAGAUUCUUGAGAUCAAUAAUCGUGCUGCUGGCACCCUGAAUUCAUCUGUGCUCAAAGAUUUCCUCUCCCAGCCCUCCCUGGGCCUCCUGGUGAGGACCUACCCUGAGCUGGAGGGAGGACUGGAACUUCUGGAGGACCCACCCCACCGAGUGGACGGCCCUGUGGACCUCGGCGAGAGCCCCCUCGCCUUCCUCACCAGCAACCCAGGGCACAGCCUCUGCAGUGAACAGAGCAGCAGUGCUGAGAUAGCUCCAGAAGAGGGCGAAGGAGCGGACCUGGAGUCUUCUGAUGACACAGAUCACAGCAGCAAGAGCACAGAACAGGUUGCUGCGUUUUGCCGGAGUCUGCACGAGAUGAACACCUCCGACUCGAGCCCGUCUCCUCAGGAUGCCACAGGCCCUCAGCUGGCAACCACGCGACAACUGUCAGAUGCCGAUAAAUUGCGAAAGGUGAUCUGUGAGCUGCUGGAGACCGAGCGCACCUAUGUGAAAGACUUAAACUGCCUCAUGGAGCGAUACCUGAAGCCCCUUCAGAAGGAGACCUUUCUCACCCAGGAUGAGCUUGAUGUACUGUUUGGAAAUUUAACUGAAAUGGUCGAGUUUCAAGUCGAAUUCCUUAAAACUCUAGAAGAUGGAGUAAGAUUGGUCCCUGAUUUGGAAAAGCUUGAGAAAGUUGAACAAUUCAAGAAAGUGCUGUUCUCUCUGGGGGGCUCCUUCCUGUACUAUGCUGACCGCUUCAAGCUCUACAGUGCCUUCUGUGCCAGCCACACGAAAGUCCCCAAGGUCCUGGUGAAAGCCAGGACAGACACGGCCUUCAAGGCGUUCCUGGAUGCCCAGAACCCAAGGCAGCAGCACUCAUCCACCCUGGAGUCUUACCUCAUCAAGCCCAUCCAGAGGGUCCUCAAGUACCCGCUUCUGCUCAGGGAGCUGUUUGCACUGACUGAUGCCGAGAGUGAAGAGCACUACCACCUGGAUGUGGCCAUCAAGACCAUGAACAAGGUUGCCAGUCACAUCAAUGAGAUGCAGAAGAUCCACGAAGAGUUUGGGGCUGUGUUUGACCAGCUGAUUGCUGAGCAGACAGGAGAGAAGAAAGAGGUCGCAGAUCUCAGCAUGGGUGACCUGCUGCUGCACACCACCGUCAUCUGGCUGAACCCGCCCGCCUCGCUGGGAAAGUGGAAGAAGGAGCCAGAGUUGGCAGCCUUUGUCUUCAAAACGGCCGUGGUCCUUGUGUAUAAAGAUGGCUCCAAGCAGAAGAAGAAGCUUGUUGGCUCUCACAGGCUGUCAGUCUACGAGGAGUGGGACCCUUUCCGGUUUCGCCACAUGAUCCCUACGGAAGCUUUGCAAGUGCGAGCUCUGCCAACUGCAGACGCAGAGGCAAACGCGGUAUGUGAAAUUGUCCACGUGAAGUCAGAAUCCGAAGGGAGGCCAGAGCGGGUCUUUCACCUCUGCUGCAGCUCCCCAGACAGCCGAAAGGAUUUCCUGAAGGCUGUGCAUUCGAUCCUCCGAGAUAAACACAGAAGACAGCUCCUGAAAACGGAAAGCCUGCCCUCAUCCCAGCAGUAUGUCCCUUUCGGAGGCAAGAGAUUGUGUGCGCUUAAAGGUGCCAGGCCAGCCAUGAGCAGGGCAGUGUCUGCCCCAAGCAAGUCUCUUGGGAGGAGGCGGCGGCGACUGGCUCGAAACAGGUUUACCAUUGACUCCGAUGCCGUCUCGGCUAGCAGCCCGGAGAAAGAGCCCCAGCAGCCCCCCGGUGGUGGGGACACUGACCGCUGGGUAGAGGAACAGUUUGAUCUUGCUCAGUAUGAGGAGCAGGGUGACAUCAAGGAGACAGACAUCCUCAGUGACGAUGACGAGUUCUGUGAGUCCCUGAAGGGCGCCUCAGUGGACAGAGACCUGCAGGAGCAGCUUCAGGCUGCCUCCAUCAGUCAGCGGGCCCGAGGACGGAGGACCCUUGAUAGCCACGCAUCCCGCAUGACACAGCUCAAGAAGCAAGCGGCCCUGUCGGGCAUCAAUGGAGGCCUGGAGAGCGCAAGCGAGGAAGUCAUUUGGAUUAGGCGUGAAGACUUUGCCCCCUCCAGGAAACUGAACACUGAGAUCUGAGGACCCUGUCUCUUUAGAGACUGUGUAGAUAUGAUGCUGGCCCCACACUCACUCUGCUCACACACUCCCCCCCACCCCCCAGUGCCGUCCACGAGAAUGUCCCCUUAGGUUGCACUCUUGCACACAGAUUUUGGCAGCUGACUCGGGUCUGAAGCCAUGUAGCCACCCACCUUUAUCAUUCUUAAUGACAUCAGAGAGAAUUGUUCAGAGUCCCAACUAACUAAGCCCAAGUCCUACCGCCUGUGUAUUACCAAGGGCUUUUAUUUAUUCUCAGUUCAUCAGGGCCUGAAGAAUUAGAACAAAGAAUCUAUAGCACUGGAAACCACACUGUUCCCAACCCAGCAGUCGAAGCAAAGUAUGAGAGGGACAGGAUAGCAUACACACAGAUGCCACAGCUCUUCCUCUCCGAAUCCAGUCUGUCAGCUGGGGAACAACCACCUUCACACACACACACACACACACACACACACACACACACACACACACACACGACAAAUGGAAACAUCUGUACAGCCUGCAGUGUUUGGACUCCCCGCUCUUCAGUGUCUGAGCAUACCUGUAUUUUGAGAAUUGUGAGGAAAGGGUGGUUGCUUCUGUUCUGAUGAGCCUUCUAUUAUUUUUCCCUUUGUUUACGUCUAUAGCUGGUCUUACUCUAUGUCAGUCAGUGUUCGAAAGCUCUAGUUUUGCAGAGAAUUAUAAAGAUGCCAAACUCUUGGGAAAGAGAUCCAGAUUUAUCAGAGAGAGAGAGAGAGAGAGAGAGAGAGAGAGAGAGAGAGAGAGAGAGAAGAAACACUAUUUUUUGUAUUUUCCUUGAGAUGCAGGGGCACAAAGAGAUGAGAAUUUUACAGUGUUAGGUGUAACUCAGUCUGAAGAUGAAUAUAUAACCUUUUGCAGAGCGAGUGAGGCACGAUGACUUUAUAUUUAUAUAUAAAUGGCCAACAAGAAGCUCAUGCGAAGAAUAAAAUUUUUUUCCUGAGAAA
This is a messenger RNA of Cricetulus griseus (Chinese hamster), 6216 nucleotides long. The record is from RefSeq and is a predicted model, not a curated record. Lineage: Eukaryota; Metazoa; Chordata; Mammalia; Rodentia; Cricetidae.